AUGGCCAACCAAUGCCGGCAACAGCAACAGCAGCAAAGGGUCUCAGAAUCCAGCGAACAGCUCAGUUCUAGGGCGAAACUGCGGGGGACGGAGGAAACCAUCUUCGAUCUCGUCUGUGCUGGGACUAACAGAAUGCAGUGGGCGGAGUGGCUGCGAACUCCGCUGGAGCACGCCGCCGGUGCGGGCAACCUCGAUCUCGUGACUAAAAGCUACAGGAAGCUGAGGCGGGCGGGAACAACAACGGCGAUACCCCUCUCCACCUUGCUGCCGCUGGUGGCCUCGGCGAUAUCGUGUCCUUUGCUUCUUCGUGACGGGGCUGAGGUGGAUGUGCUCGACACCAAGGGCCGGACGCCAAUUCACCUCUCGGCGAAGCGUGGAUCUCUGUCUGCCGUUCAAGCUCUGUUGGCGGCUGGGGGAGACUCGAGCUUGCGGUACGGGAAGGGCGAGGCGUUUUCGGCGUUGGGUCUGGCUGCUAGAGGUGGGCAUGUUGAGGUCAUGCAAGCGUUGAUUCGGCACGGAGUGGACGUCGACGCCCCUGACUCGAACGGCCUCACGGCCUUGCACUCAGCUGCGACGGGGGAUGCGGUGGGUGCGAUCGAAACCCUCAUGGAGGCUGGGGCGAAUAUCGACGCCCAGGGUGGCGAGGAUGGCGCACGGUACACGCCUCUGCACAUGGCGAGCGAGAAGGGUUUGUCCGAAGCCGCUCUAUCGCUGGUCAAGCACCGAGCAGACGUGCACAGGUCGGGGAAGAUGUCCAGGCGGGAGCGGAAGUGCUGUAACGCUCUCAGCCUAGCAGCCGGCCGCGGCCACAUCGCGGUCGUGAAAUCGCUUCUAGCUGCCGGCGUGAAUGUCAACCUUCGCCCAGCAUACUCAGGCGAGUUGGCGUUGGACGCGGCUUUUCAGGGAGGGCACGCCGACAUUGUGACGACCUUGAUCCAGCACGGAGCGUUUGUCGACGCCACAGACUCACGUGGGUGUACAGCCCUGUUCAAGGUCAGCCUGGACACUAACGCAGCUUUGAUCGAUAAGCUUGUGGCAGCCGGGGCUGCUAUGAACGGGAUAGUGAACGCUACAGGUAGAACACCCCUCCAUCACGCGUGUAUGGAUGAUUGCCCUGAAGCAAUUGUUUCGAUGCUACGCCAUGAUUGCCCUGAAGCAAUUGUUUCGAUGCUACGCCACGGGGCUCGUGUGGACGCGAAGGACGAUGAUGCGCUCACCGCCAAAGGUCGCACGCCGCUCGGCUUGACCGCCGAGUUCGGCUGUGAAGAUGCUACGGUAGUCUUGUUGGACGCUGGGGCAGACGUCAAAGCUCCCGCUAACUCCGCCGAUGGAUCGGCUGCUCCAUCCUUGGCCACCUUGAACGACUUCAACGCCGACGGCAUCAUGAAUGUCUUGAUUCAGCACGGAGUCGACGUAAACGGAAAAAACAAUGAGGAGUUUUCAGCUCUGCACCGUGCCGCUUAUCACGACGACAUUGACUGCAUCGAUGUUCUCAUCUCGGCCGGGGCUAUCAUCGAGGCGACGGAUAAUCACAAGAGUAUGCCUCUCGCCGUCGCGUUUCGGGAGGCCGUUGAUCGUGGGAAGGGGGAUAACAGUGGUGCUGGGGAGUUCGCGGCCAUGAUCGCCUUGUUAAAACACGGUGCCUACCCCAACAUCGGGAAUAAAGGAAAAGGCUAUUCGAAUUAUUUGCUCUACUACCUCGAACGUUGCGAAUGCCCAAUUUUUGUGCUCCGGGAGCUCCUUGCUGUCGGUCCGAACCUUGACGUCCGUGCCGACGACGGAUACACUCCACUAACGGUCUCCCAAGAUCACCCCGAGUUGUUCACCGAACUACUGCUGCACGGGGCGGACACGAAUGUGCAAACCAAGCGUGGUGCAACCGCGUUACACAAGGCCGCGGAAAACAACAACGGUGUAUGCAUCGAGGCCCUUACCAGUGCCGGGACCUCAACAAGUAUCAAGGACAACGACGGCCGCACCCCUUUUCAACUCGCCACUAUUUGCCAUAGUCGGAGCGUCAUGCGGAUGUUGCUAAGGAGCGCUCACGACCGCUGUGAUUCCCGUGAUUCCGCGAUGGCCACGACAAUCGACUUGCUGCUACGAUGGGGUGCUGAUGAGAAUGCGGUCGACUCACUCGGCAACACCCCCUUAACCGUUUGGAGAGAGAAUGAGUCCACGUACACGCUUUCGUGGGCGAACAAGCAAUCUGUGAAGAAGAUAUUCAAACGGGCACCGAGAGACAAAAGGUGGCGUCAACGCGGCUGGCUAGUUCUGUGUCGUGCCUUCCCAAACAGCGUGCGGCUGAAAGCGGACAGCGAUGGAACUUGUCCCGCGGCUGGCCGUAGCGUUCGAGCACGGAGCGUUCGUGCUGGGUCGUGGUCUGGCAGCAGCAGCGUCCCUCCUUUUGGAGAAGCCAGGGGAGGCCCGGUAGGCCCUCUGCCGCGCGAGAAGCAUGGUGUUAUUGCUGGUGGCUUGAGUGCGCUGGUGGCGAAGGUGGUGGGCUUGCACGAGGAUGGCGUGUUCAGGACCAUCAUGGAGUUCGUGUAG
This is a messenger RNA of Ectocarpus sp. CCAP 1310/34, 2547 nucleotides long. The record is from the annotation of a GenBank genome assembly. Lineage: Eukaryota; Phaeophyceae; Ectocarpales; Ectocarpaceae.